Molecule: messenger RNA, 984 nt
Organism: Suillus discolor
Lineage: Eukaryota; Fungi; Basidiomycota; Agaricomycetes; Boletales; Suillaceae
Exons: 7
Coding region: 1-984 (327 amino acids)
Source: RefSeq, a predicted model, not a curated record
AUGUCUAUGCGAAGGGCACGUUCGGAAUCUAUAGUGGAGGAACAACGUAAAAAAUGUCUUAAGCACCAUGCUGUCACUGUCUGCAAGAGUUUGAACUUACCAGAUGACACUUUAGAAGACUUUGCAUCACUCAAUGCCAAAGAGAAGUUGAAUGAAAUCAGGGGUGUGCUCAUGUCCUUGUGUCGUACAACCAAGUGUAAUGCAGCGCAGGAGUUUAUUGAUUCCAAGGACUUCGAGCGCAUUUUGAAAGACAGGUUACAUGUUUGUUUGUUGUCGCCCAACUUGCCAUCGUAUGUGUCAUGCUUUGCAGAACAGGUCAUUAGAUAUGUGAAAAAGGACCCAGCCACAUUCAAGAUUCCCAAUGCUGUGUUUCAGGACCCUGAAAUGACAGACCAAACACAUGUGCAGACUAGGGAAAUUCUGACUUCACAACGAGGACUCAUCAAAGUAAAGCUCAUGACAAGCAUCACAAAUAAAACGAACAUUUCUGUUCUUGCAAAGUUGUUAUUGUCAAGUGGUCAUGAAAUAACUGUAGCACACUGGGCUCGGUUUUCUUUUUUGCGCUCGUCAUUGGUCAACUUCAUACAGAUUGUUGACGAAUCUGCAAGGAUCUCUGUGGCACAAAAGAGCAGAGAGGCAUCUGCAGCUGUCGUGGACCCAGCACUGUUGAACGUAGAUGAGGAGGAAUUGUUAGGUGAGGGGUUUGGAGUUGCAGAUAACACCCCUCGUAUCUGGGUGAUUUCUGAAUAUUGGGAAUACAUUGACCUACUCUUAGCUGAUCUCCGAACGGAGUCUCGGAAAGCUGCCAAGGUGAGCCCUGUGACAUCACCAAUCACAAGCGAGGGCUACUUGAAAGAUUUUUUCAAGAACUGUCUUGAGGCAGACCUCAAACAAUACUCAGCUGGCUGUGAGGGACUUAAACCGGCAUUUGAGAAAGUAACAGUUAACUGGCAGCGAGCCAUUCACAACGAACUGGUUUGGUGA